Messenger RNA from Gracilinanus agilis (Agile Gracile Mouse Opossum), 3677 nucleotides. It is a transcript of the gene LARGE1, whose product is annotated as LARGE xylosyl- and glucuronyltransferase 1. Gene Ontology annotation, molecular function: glucuronosyltransferase activity; xylosyltransferase activity. The coding region runs from base 21 to 2258 and encodes 745 amino acids. Gene Ontology annotation, biological process: protein O-linked glycosylation via mannose. The transcript has 15 exons. Lineage: Eukaryota; Metazoa; Chordata; Mammalia; Didelphimorphia; Didelphidae. The record is from RefSeq and is a predicted model, not a curated record.
AGAUUGCCACCUCCGAGAGGAUGCUGGGCAUCUGCAGAGGGAGACGGAAAUUCCUGGCUGCCUCUCUGACGGUUCUCUUCAUCCCAGCAGUCACCUGGAUUUACCUCUUUGCUGGAAGCUUUGAAGAUGGGAAGCCAGUGUCACUGUCUCCACUUGAAUCCCAGCCCCACAGCCCACGGUACACGGCCUCAAGUCAGCGCGAGCGAGAAAGCCUGGAGGUGCGCAUGCGAGAGGUGGAAGAGGAGAACCGGGUCCUCCGAAAGCAGCUUAGCCUGGCCCAAAGCCGGAACCCAUCCCACCGCCGAGGCAACCACUCCAAAACCUAUUCCAUGGAGGAGGGGACAGGUGACAGUGAGAACCUCAGGGCUGGCAUUGUGGCUGGCAACAGCUCUGAAUGUGGGCAGCAACCAGCGGUGGAGAAGUGUGAGACGAUCCACGUUGCCAUCGUCUGCGCUGGAUACAACGCCAGCCGAGAUGUCGUCACUUUGGUCAAGUCUGUCUUGUUUCAUAGACGGAACCCUCUACACUUCCAUCUCAUCGCUGAUGCCAUUGCCAAGCAAAUCCUGGCCACUCUCUUCCAAACAUGGAUGGUGCCUGCCGUGCGAGUAGACUUCUAUGAUGCUGAUGAACUAAAGUCGGAGGUCUCUUGGAUCCCCAACAAACACUACUCUGGGAUAUAUGGGCUGAUGAAGCUGGUGCUGACCAAGACCCUUCCUGCCAACCUAGAGAGAGUCAUCGUCCUGGACACAGACAUCACCUUUGCCACAGAUAUAGCUGAGCUCUGGGCCGUGUUCCACAAAUUCAAAGGUCAACAGGUUUUGGGCUUGGUAGAGAACCAGAGUGACUGGUACUUGGGAAACCUGUGGAAAAAUCACCGGCCAUGGCCUGCCCUUGGAAGAGGCUAUAACACAGGGGUGAUCUUGUUGCUUCUGGAUAAGCUUCGAAAGAUGAAGUGGGAGCAGAUGUGGAGGCUGACGGCUGAGAGGGAGUUGAUGAGCAUGCUUUCCACCUCGCUGGCGGACCAGGAUAUUUUCAAUGCUGUCAUCAAGCAGAAUCCAUUUCUCGUGUAUCAGCUUCCCUGCUUCUGGAAUGUCCAGCUGUCUGACCACACUCGUUCUGAACAGUGUUACCGGGAUGUAUCUGAUCUAAAGGUGAUCCAUUGGAACUCCCCAAAGAAGCUCCGGGUAAAGAACAAACAUGUUGAGUUCUUCCGAAACCUAUACCUGACAUUUCUGGAGUAUGAUGGGAAUCUGCUGAGGCGUGAGCUAUUUGGAUGUCCCAGUGAGGCUGACGUCAACAGCGAAAAUCUGCAGAAGAAAGUAGAGGCUGGUGGGCGGGCAUGCCUGCACGGGGCUCCCACCGCCGAGGAGUGCCCUUUGCCUGGCACCGUGCAAAGAGUUCAGCUCAUCUUGGUUAUAUUUUGCUGGUUUCUUCUCAGGCUCCAGAUGCUUGAGGCCAUCUGCAAACACUGGGAAGGGCCCAUCAGCUUGGCUCUGUACCUGUCCGAUGCUGAAGCUCAGCAGUUCCUGCGCUAUGCCCAGGGCUCCGAGGUCCUCAUGAGCCGCCAUAAUGUUGGCUAUCACAUCGUGUAUAAAGAAGGCCAGUUCUACCCUGUGAACCUUCUACGCAAUGUGGCCAUGAAACAUAUCAGCACGCCAUAUAUGUUUCUGUCUGACAUUGACUUCCUGCCUAUGUACGGACUCUGUGAGUACCUCAGGAAGUCAGUCAUCCAGCUAGACUUGGCCAAUACCAAGAAGGCACUGAUUGUGCCAGCUUUUGAAACUCUCCGGUACCGCCUAUCCUUCCCCAAGUCCAAAGCAGAGCUCCUAUCGAUGUUGGAUAUGGGGACUCUCUUCACUUUCAGGUAUCACGUUUGGACGAAAGGGCAUGCCCCUACCAACUUCGCCAAGUGGAGAACAGCCACCACCCCAUACCGGGUCGAAUGGGAAGCAGACUUUGAACCCUAUGUCGUAGUAAGGCGUGACUGCCCUGAAUAUGACCGGAGGUUUGUUGGGUUUGGAUGGAACAAGGUGGCCCACAUCAUGGAGCUGGAUGCACAGGAGUAUGAGUUCACUGUGCUCCCCAAUGCCUACAUGAUCCAUAUGCCCCAUGCUCCCAGCUUCGACAUCACCAAGUUCCGCUCCAACAAGCAAUACCGCAUCUGUCUCAAGACCCUGAAGGAAGAAUUCCAGCAGGAUAUGUCCCGUCGCUAUGGCUUUGCUGCCCUUAAAUAUCUCACGGCUGAAAAUAACAGCUAGCAUAAUGGGUCCCAUCAUUGGGAGAUCAGAGACAAUGGAAGGUGAGAACCACUUGCUAUCCUGGGCCCGGUCUUAAAAACUCAAAACUGAGAAAUUAUUUUUUUGUUUUUGUUUUGUUUGGGAUUUUUUCUUCUUUUAUCCCCGCCCUGGUCCAAACCAGUCCUUUUUGCUGCAGAGAUCUGGGGCCGUGCCCACUCCUUCUCCGUCUCUUACUUGAGUUCUCUGAAGAUGCAGACAUGUAACCCAACUGGACAUCCACCAAGACCCUGGGGACAGAAAGAGGUGGCCAGAGAGGAAGGGCUUACUUUCUUUCCAACAAAGCAACAAGAAGUCUUCGGAAUGUUUAUGCAAUCACUAGAUAACCAUGGCACAGAUUUCAGCUGGGGGAAAAAAAAAGUGGAAGUCUUGGGUUUACCAUCCUAUGAAUUUCAAAAAUUAAAAAAGCUACUUUGCUUCUCUAAAAGUGAACUUUCUCCUUUCCUCUACCAACCUAAAUAAGCACCCAAGGGCAAAGUCGGCUAAAGGGUUGGAUUGACCAUUUGUCAUCUUGACUAAAGAAGGAGGAAGCUCUACUCUUUCCCCCUGGGAAAAGGACAAAAGGGGGAAACCACUGGCUCAAACCUGUAGGAACUUUUGGUUGGUUCUUUAUCCUCAAAAUCAAUCUUUUUUGUCUGGGAGUUCAAAAAGGGAGGUGGGGGGGGGUAGGGAAUCAAUUGUUUUAAAGCUCAGAAAGGAAGUCAGUGGCCUCAGUAGUUUUCAAUCACUUCUCAUGAUUUAACAUCGAAGCGUCUGGAGCUGGUACUGAAAAGCUGACGGAAGAGUGUCAAACUGGAAACAACACCCAUGAGACGCAUCACUCGCCUUCUGAGAACGACACGAGGGGAAUGAGGACGAGUUCAAGGCUAGGGCUGACUCUUUUCUAUUGACAGACACUGGAUCCUAGAAAAAGACACUGAGGUUGGAGAUGUCCGAUGGGGUUCUGAAGGGAGCUAGUGAAGGGGAACUUGUCCCUCGACCUUGGACAGAGGCUGCCGAAGCUGUCAACUCUCACCAUUACGGAAUUACAAAAGAGCUUCAUUUUGAGGAAUAAAGUCUCCUUUGGGGGAGGGAGGGGGAUUUCAGGGAAAGAAAAGGAUUUUGCAUCCAGGCAGGGUUCUGCCCACCUCACCAUGGACAGGGAGAGAAUUUACCGCCUUGACCUCUCCAGGAAUCUGCUAGAGGAUCCCCCCAAAGGAGCCGCCGCCACCCGGAAUGAUGAGACACUGGACUUUUUACCAUUUUCUUUCUUCCUCACUAUUACUGUUGUGUUUACAUUGGCAGGAACAAGAUUUAAUGCACUACCCCCUUUGCUGGGCUGUUUGUAUCGAGUUGCGAUGUGGCCGGAGAAAGCCGACUUUAAUAAACGAGAGAACAGACUGU